GAAUUAUAAGGCUAACAAAAACCAUGAAGUUUCCCCAGCUCAAACAUGAGCACCAUGAUAUUUAACAAAGUGAGUGAGAAGGUUGGAGGUGCAGAAGGAACGAAGUUGGAUGAGGACUUCAAAGAAAUGGAAAGGAAAGUGGAUGUCACCAGCAGGGCCGUCAUGGAAAUAAUGGCCAAGACAAUAGAGUAUCUUCAGCCCAACCCAGCUUCUAGAGCUAAACUCAGCAUGAUCAACACAAUGUCAAAAAUUCGAGGCCAGGAAAAAGGACCAGGCUACCCUCAGGCUGAAGCCCUGCUGGCAGAUGCUAUGCUGAAGUUUGGACGGGAACUUGGAGAUGAAUGCAAUUUUGGCCCAGCCUUGGCUGAUGUUGGAGAAGCUAUGAGAGAGCUUUCUGAGGUUAAAGAUUCUUUGGACAUUGAAGUAAAGCAAAAUUUCAUUGACCCCCUACAGAAUCUCCAUGACAAAGAUUUGAGAGAAAUACAGCACCACCUCAAGAAAAUGGAAGGCCGACGUCUGGACUUCGAUUACAAGAAGAAAAGACAAGGGAAGCUCCCAGAUGACGAACUUCGCCAAGCCCUGGACAAGUUUGAUGAAUCCAAAGAAAUUGCUGAGUCAAGCAUGUUUAACCUUCUGGAGAUGGAUAUUGAACAAGUGAGCCAGCUUUCUGCUCUUGUACAAGCCCAGCUGGAGUACCAUAAGCAGGCAUCACAGAUCCUACAACAGGUUACUGUCAAGCUGGAAGAAAGAAUAAAAGAUGCAUCGUCUCAGCCCAAAAGGGAGUACCAGCCGAAACCUCGCAUGAGCCUGGACUUUUCAAGUGGAGAUAAUACCCAGCACAAUGGAGGGAUCUCUCAUGCUGGCACACCAAAACCACCAGGAACAGCACACACCAACUGCAGGUGCUUCCUCAGCCUGACAAAGGGUUUUUCAACCCAAAAGCUGGCAUCCCAGGCAGCUAAGCUGAGCUCACCUGGACCCUCACAACUCUACUGCAACCAGCAAACCUCAGGUGUUCACAUGGACCAGCCAUGCUGCCGAGCUCUGUAUGACUUUGAACCAGAAAAUGAAGGGGAGUUGGGCUUUAAAGAAGGAGAUAUCAUUACCCUCACUAACCAGAUUGAUGAGAACUGGUAUGAAGGGAUGCUUCAUGGCCAGUCAGGCUUCUUCCCCAUCAAUUAUGUGGAUAUUCUAGUUUCUUUGCCCCAUUAGGAUGGCUGUUUCACCAUCUCUUGACCCACAUAGUUAUGUUGAUACCACUGCUUUCAAAAUGCUGCUUACUACAGCUCACAAGUGCAAGCUGCAGUGGUUAGAGUCAUCCAGUCCCACUGAGCAUCUUUGAUUUACAUGUUGUUAUGCUCUGUAGCGGUGAUGUGUGGUAUCUUCUGACCCAGCACAAUGUAGCAUGCAGGUUCACAGGCUAUGCUAUGUCAGCCUGUGAUGGUGACCAGGCCGUUGUUCAUAUGGUGUUGGGAAACAAAUAGCAAGCAAGAGUGAUGACGUGGAGUGAAGUAAUGGAAAGCAGUUGGAGUAUGGGGAAGAUAAUGCCCAUCACCACUGUACUACUUUUAAUUCUUAGUUCUUUAUAAAAAAGAGUUAAAAGUUCUUGCCAUUCCAUCUUUCCCUUCCCAAGGAUGUGGUUCACACAGGUCUAAUAUUGCCUAACCAGCAUUGUGUCUUCUGAUCAGUGACUCAGAAUCCAUUACUGUUCUCAGAGAGGCAGUAUGAUGUAGACCCUUUUGUUUCCCUGAAAGUGAACUACCAUUUUACUGUAUGUGCUGCUGACCUGCAGCUAGUUUUAUAUUCUGGAUUGUUAACUGAAGGCCUAUUCCAUCUGCAGGUAAAAUAUGAACCAUAGUAAAAAGGUCAGUAAUACAAAGUUGAGUUACAAGCCAAAUGUGUCUGCUCUUUAUAAAUGUUGAAAAUGAUAAAUGCAAUGCCAGCAGGAAGGGCAGGAUGGGGAAUAAAAUUCAUAUAAGUGUUAUCUCCUCUAUGUAAAGUUUUUGGCAUAAAAAAGCACCAUUAAAGCACCAGGAGCCCUUAGUAGACUCAUCCAAAAUUUUUUUUUAAAAUAACAGAAAAGUCCUUUUAUUUUUGUCUUAAGUUUGUGUUCUUUGAACAUCAUUUGUGCAUAUUCUGCCCUCAAUGAGGACUAAAUAAAAAUGAUUUUUCUUUGUGCUGAGCAAUUAAAGACUUGUGGCUGUGUCUACAAAAACUAUUCCCAUACGUUUUCUUUCUUUCUUUCUUUCUUCCCCCGUUUCUGCAACUUGUGUGUACAGUGCUGUGCCCAGCUUCCCAACAUUCUUUUUGUAACAGUUGUAAGAGUUCUAUUAGUUUAGUUUUCCAGAGUUCUAUUUAUCUAAACUGUACAGACUCUUUCAGAGGUUUAAUGUGCUGCUUCAGAUGUGCCACUUCAGUACUGGAACAUGUGAAAUAAAGGCAAUCCCCUACUGCUUAAUGUAUAAACUAUAUCAUGGAAAGUAUUGAUAUUUCAAAUAAAUAAUGCUGACAGAAU
Molecule: messenger RNA, 2515 nt
Organism: Alligator sinensis (Chinese alligator)
Lineage: Eukaryota; Metazoa; Chordata; Crocodylia; Alligatoridae
Gene: SH3GL2
Product: SH3 domain containing GRB2 like 2, endophilin A1
Exons: 10
Coding region: 46-1212 (388 amino acids)
Biological process (GO): synaptic vesicle uncoating
Cellular component (GO): presynapse; cytoplasm; glutamatergic synapse
Molecular function (GO): protein binding
Source: RefSeq, a predicted model, not a curated record